CUCACACUCUCCUCCCCAAUCCUCAUCAUCGGCGCCGGCACCUUUGGCCUCUCAACAGCCCUCCACCUCGCCCGCCGCAACUACACGUCCAUCACAGUCCUCGAUCCCCAUCCACCCCCCUCCCCCCUCUCCGCCGGUAGCGACAUCAACAAAGUCGUACAAUCCGUCUACAAAGACAAAUUUACGGAAAAGUUGGCCAAGAAGGCAUUGGAAGGAUGGCGAACAGAUCCGGUAUUCCGAGAUGCAUUCCACGAAACCGGAAUCCUCUUUGCCGCAGAUGACUCCAACAUGGCAGCACUCGAGGAGGAGCUGGACGGUCUCCCGAACCGCGGGAUCGAAGUCAACGGCAGAGACGAGUUCCGCGCCAUCAUCCCGGUCUUGUCAGGGGAGAUGAACGGUUGGAAAGGGUCCUACCAAAAAGAGGGGUGCGGGUGGGUCCACGCCGCUGACGCCCUCCGCUCCUGCGUCAAAGCCUGCAAAGAGCUCGGCGUGACAUUCGUCUCUGGCCCCGCCGGCACCGUCACAUACCUCAUCUACUCCCCCUCUUCCUCCCCCUCCCUCCCAGACAUCCUCGGUGCAAAAUCCAGCGAUGGUACGGAAUACCUCGCCACCCGUACAAUCCUCGCCGCAGGCGCCUGGUCAUCGACACUCUUCCCCUUCCACAACCAAUUAUUGGCGAAAUGUUGGACGCUGGCACAUAUUCGACUCACCGAAUCCGAACGCGCGAGAUUUCGGGAUGCGCCGGUGUUGUUGCACGUUGUCAAGGGAUUCUUUUUUGAGCCGGAUGCGGUGCGGGGGGAGGUUAAAGUGUGUAACGAGCAUCCCGGGUACACAUCCUACAUCACCACCUCUACCCCCCGGUCGUCGUCGUCGUCGUCGUCGUCGUCGGAGCCGGAGCCGCAGCAGCAGCAGCAGCAGCAGAGCGUCCCAUUUCACCGCUACUCAAUCCCCCUCGAGUGCGAGGCGGCAAUCCGAGACCUCCUCGCCGAAACAGUACCAGAAUGGUCGUCCCGCCCCUUCACCCACGCCCGAAUCUGCUGGUGCACAGACACCCCCGACCGCGCAUUCCUCAUCACCCCACACCCCACACACCCACGCCUCCAACUCGCGACCGGAGACUCGGGACACGGGUUCAAGCAUCUUCCUUCGAUCGGGUCGUAUAUCGCUGACUCGCUCGAGGGAGUGUUGGAGAGGGAGAUGGAGGAGAGGUGGAGGUGGAGGCCGGAGACGGUUGGGGAGGGGAGAGGGGGGGAGGGAGAAGCGCAGGGAAGGUAUGGGGGAGCUGGGAGGGUGAGGGAUUUGAGUGAGGUU
Molecule: messenger RNA, 1311 nt
Organism: Saitoella complicata NRRL Y-17804
Lineage: Eukaryota; Fungi; Ascomycota; Saitoellomycetes; Saitoellales; Saitoellaceae
Product: FAD dependent oxidoreductase
Exons: 1
Molecular function (GO): sarcosine oxidase activity; flavin adenine dinucleotide binding; saccharopine oxidase activity
Source: RefSeq, a predicted model, not a curated record